Sebastes umbrosus (honeycomb rockfish) is the source of this 3084-nucleotide messenger RNA. Its product is annotated as RNA binding protein fox-1 homolog 2-like. Gene Ontology annotation, biological process: regulation of alternative mRNA splicing, via spliceosome; nervous system development. The transcript is spliced from 13 exons. Gene Ontology annotation, cellular component: cytoplasm; nucleus. NCBI's taxonomy places the organism in Eukaryota, Metazoa, Chordata, Actinopteri, Perciformes, Sebastidae. The record is from RefSeq and is a predicted model, not a curated record. Gene Ontology annotation, molecular function: mRNA binding. The coding region runs from base 787 to 2211 and encodes 474 amino acids.
ACACGGAGACAUCCAGGAGGAAGCGCAGACCUCAGACCAGCCCUCCUCACCUCACCGUCCUCUCUCUCUGCUCCCGGUGUCCGCAGACGAAUCUGACCGCGGAUCAGCUCCAGAGUCACACACCAACCGGGACUCAGACUCAGACACCAGAGGAAACCGUGCAGCCAAGUCGUCAGUCUGGCACGCCAAGACAAGACACACAUCAUCCAGAGCAGAGCAGAGCAGAGCAGAGCAGAGCGGAGCAACGGACGAACCGGACUGGAACCUGGUAGGAACAACACCGGGGGUUUAACGGAAACACGUUGAAGAAGAAAGGACUGCCUGGCUCUGUACAAGGAGAAGUAAUACACGAAGCUAAUUUCCAUCUAUUCCUGGCAGCGAGGAGAGGAGUGUACGCUCCCACCCCCGAGAGAGAGAGAGAGAGAGGGAGAGAGAGACAUUUAUAACCACAGCUAGCGGAAUGUAAUGCUAGCGCGCUAGCUACUGUUAGCUGGCUAAUUAGCUUGUCAGUUAUCAAAGAGUCCGGAUCUUUUAUUGAAAUAGGUCACUGCUGUUUGGCGACUUUCUUUUUCUGAGGGAAAAAACCCAGCUGUACUUAAUGUGCUUCUUUUGUCCAGAAACAUAAUGUUCAGCCUCGAAUAGUUAGACACUAAACAGUACCAGCUGCUUAUAUAUAUUUAUGUAAACCAGUGUUUUUUUGGGAGAAAUCCAGUGUGACUAUCGAGAGCUGAGGACACAUCCUAAGAAGACUUUUUUUUGACUGGUGACUUGUCUGUCUGCCGUCCAAUGUUAAUGUCGACCGACGUUGCUUCUAUAAUGCUCCCCGUUAGUCGGGGGAUAAUGGAGAGAGACAUUGAUCCAGCAGCAGCAGCCGGAGCGAUGGUUGCAAACAACGCGGCCGGAGGUCCAGCAGCAGCAGCGGCGGCAGCAGCAGCAGCUGUCCGCGGGAUGAAGCGAGGAGACCCGGAGCCCGACGCUCAGACAGCCGUUGUCCUCACUGACUUAGCCGGGGCGGAGUGCAAAAGACCCAGGAUAGACGGCACCGGGGCUGUUGUUGUUGUUGGUGACAUUGGACAGAACAACGAGCCUUUAAACCCUGGUUUCCAUGGCUACCCAACUCACAGUCAGGGCUCUCAAGAUUCGACAGGAGGACAGGAGGGAUUGGUGGCCCCACCCUUUUCAGCGUUCCCCCCUCCUCCCCCUCCUCAAAACGGGCUACCAGGGACAGAGUUUGGCCCCGGGGCUAUGUUUGGUGCUGGGGGCCAAGUCACAGCAGAGGUAGGGGUUGGUGCUAACGGAGCCGCCACCACUACCACCAACAACAACAACAACAAUGGAAAGACAGAGGAGGCGUCCCAGGGUGAGGCGGGAGUACAGUGCGGCACAGGAGGUUCAGGAGGAGGCUCUGUGGGGGACCCCUCAGAGGCCAAAGGGACCCCGAAACGCCUCCACGUCUCAAACAUCCCCUUCCGCUUCCGGGACCCUGACCUCAGGCAGAUGUUCGGGCAAUAUGGGAAGAUUCUGGAUGUAGAGAUUAUUUUCAAUGAGAGGGGUUCAAAGGGUUUUGGCUUUGUGACAUUUGAGACCAGCGCAGACGCAGAGAAAGCCAGGGAAAAGCUCCACGGCACAUUGGUGGAAGGUCGUAAGAUUGAGGUGAAUAAUGCCACCGCCAGGGUGAUGACCAACAAGAAAAUGGUCAGCCCCUACCCUAACGGAGAGGCUCUCAGCACGCUGCCUUACGCGGGGUGGAAAUUGAGUCCUAUGAUGGGAGCCGUGUACGGACCAGAGAUCUACGCAGUCCCAGGGUUUCCCUACCCUUCAGCAGCAGCGGCCGCCACUACAGCGGCAGCGUUCCGCGGCGCCCACCUCCGGGGCCGAGGCCGGCCCGUCUACAGCGCUGUGCGGGCCGCCGUGCCUCAGCAGGCCAUCCCUACCUAUCCUGGCGUGGUGUAUCAAGAUGGGUUUUACGGAGCUGCCGACUUAUAUGGAGGCUACCCUGCUGCUGCUGCUGCCGCCGCCGCCGCCUAUCGCUACGCCCAGCCGACCGCCGUAACCCAAGCAACCGCCGCUGCUGCCGCCUACAGUGACAGUUACGGCCGGGUGUACACUACAGAUCCCUACCACGCUUUAUCUCCAGCUGCUGCUGCUUACGGAGUGGGAGCCAUGGCCAGUUUAUACCGGGCAGGAUACAGUAGGUUCGCUCCUUACUAAAACCACAAAUCACACCCGAGGAAUUUCACAUCGCUCCCAAAAACCCUUUUUUCAAGCUCUUUGUUUGGCAGCAGCUCCCCUCCAUUUCUCUGCAGGCGGACUAUAGUGACAACUCAUGUGUUUUUGUUUUUUUUUCUUUCUUUUUGUGGCGAGAGAGAGAGGUCAUUUGCCACAUCAUCAACUCAAAGUCUCAAACUUUCUCUACUCUUCUGUCUGUCGCUGACACGGAAAACAAAGACAAAACUGCCAGCGAGUGUCUCCCUGCGUAGAAAGCCGGAGCCUGCUACUUUUGAACUACGGGGCACAAUUUAGGACGGUUUUUAAAACACUACGGGACCUGGAAGGAGACAGACUGCUGUUCUUGUGUGAUCCUGCACACCCUUUUUUUCCCCUAUAAGUCUCUGAACUUACAGUAUAUCAUCUGCCCUAUCAGACCUAAUCAGACCUAUAUUACACUCAGCACCAAGUAUACGGUUUCCUCUACAUCUUCCUUUAGUGUUGGCCUGCACACAAUGACGCCACAGCACAGCGUUACUAUAAAAAGGUACUUCUGUUUUUAAACACUACAUUGACGUAAAGCUCCUGUACAGCAGAGACGUCCCUCUGGUUUAGCAUCGUGGUAUAAUAAUGACACUCGGACUGCUCAAUACAGAAGAUGUAGGAAUUAUUCUUGUUGAUUUUUGUAAAGCUGGAACACUCAGCCGGAGGGAAUUUGGAGCAUCUGGCCUGCAGAAACCACUGUUGUCCUGGCAACAACAAACACGGCAUGGGAAAAAAAAAAACUCCAGCAUUUCACAACUUCCCCCUCCGAAUUUAAAAGGAAACACAAAAAAUUCAAAAAAGCGUGAAAAUGACAAGGAAAAAAAAAAACAA